Molecule: messenger RNA, 3064 nt
Organism: Numida meleagris (helmeted guineafowl)
Lineage: Eukaryota; Metazoa; Chordata; Aves; Galliformes; Numididae
Gene: TMEM150A
Product: transmembrane protein 150A
Exons: 6
Coding region: 1712-2500 (262 amino acids)
Source: RefSeq, a predicted model, not a curated record
GCUGCCAGCCCGGCGCCGGGGUGCUCGGGGCAGGAGGGCACGCGGGUUUCGUCUCUCGUGCGGGGCGCGGGCUGUCACCCCUGCUGGCCCUCCUGCUGCGACUCGGCCCGGGCUGGCGGCUGUCACCCCGGCUGCCCCGAUCUCCUGGGCCAGCAGUGCGGCUCUGCGGGCACCGGACGAGGGUUUUCCCCAGGUGAGGGCCGCCCCGCGUUCUGUCCCGCUGCUCGCUCCCGUUACGUGGCACCCAGGGCGACGCGGGGCUCCCCUCACCCGUUCCUAUUCCUAACCUGACCCGUCUGUCCCAGCGGCUGCAGUGGCGUGUGCUGCACAGAGCUGCCGGGAGGGCUGGGCCGACCUGUGCCCGGGGUGGGAUGCUGUGAUGAGCAAGGUGCUGAGACCCGGGCCGUGCUGGUGGGGCUCCCCCUGCUCACACCUGCCCUCGCACUGCCACAGGGCUGUCUGCUAGGGCGAGUCCACCUCGUCCCCUACUUGCCUGCUGCCGCUUCUUCGUGCUGUGCCCGUAUUUAUCCAACACCGUGUUAAGGAGCUGAGAGGGGCCGAUCUACUGCACAUGGAGCCCUGCCGGCACGGGGCUGCUCCUCCAGGCUGCCCAAGCCCCUGGCAGCAGCAGUGCGGGUGGUGGGAAGGGGACAGGCUGAGUGGUGCUGGGGCAUGGUGCAGCCACCAGGGCAGCCGUGGGAGCAGCCGCAGCUGCGCAGGACCCCGGCAGAAGGCAGGGACGGGGUGCCGGCAGGGCCUGGCCCAGCGGGGAGCUCUGGUACGGAACCGGGCUCAGUCGCUUUCAGGGGCCCGGUUCCUGCUCAGGACAGCCAGGGGAAGGCAGUAUGAUGCGGGCAGGGCAGUGCGCAGUGCCCCGCAGGCAGCCCUGGACCGGUGCCCUGGCUCACAGCAGUGACUCCGCUCUUGUCCCAUCUCAGGUACGCCAUGGCACUCUCCAACAACCACAUCUGCCCUGUGCACAACUGGUAAGGCUGGGGGAGGUAAGGCCCCAGUAACACCGGGGGACCAUGGGUCCCCUCCAGACAUCACCUGCUCUGCCCAUGGGAUUUGGGUGCGGAACCACAUGGGGACGCGCUGCUUGCAAGGUUGAGCAUCGUGCUACGGAGCCUUGAAGGCAGCCAAGCAGGGCUGCAGCCAGCCCCUGCUGCACGGUGGCCCAGCCUUGCUGUCCUGCGUGCAAGGAGAAAACGCUAUGUGUGGAAAAAGCGUGAAACGAGCGGCCAGGGAGUUGCAGAGGGCCGUGUGUCUCCAUGGGGAAGGCUGGGCCCUGCUUGCUGGUGGCCAACCCGAUGGGGCUGCGGGGUGCACCUGGCCGUGCCUGGGCUGGGGAUGAGCGCUGGGAGGGGGACCUGCCAGGAACCCCCAUGCAGCUGUCAGCUCACUGUGCCGCCUGAAAUCUGCCCAGAAAACCCGAGUUAAUUUUCACCGGAGAGUUUGAAGGAGGGAAAAAAAAAAAAAGCAACCGCUGCCGUUUCCUGUCUGAUGGCUUACUCUGACUUGGGAAGAAUGUGUUUGUCUCUGUGGCAUAAACAGACAUUAAUGAUGAAUAAUGCUUCCGAACUUCAGGCUGCUUGCCUUAAAAAAAAAAAAAAAGAAAGAAAAGCUCCCAAACCAAACAGCACCACAAGGGCAGGCCUUGAGGCUCCACGCCUCGCUCGGGCUUGCGGUUGGAAAACAAAGCCACCAGUAAAUGAGGAGACAGAAAACACACAGCGGGACCGGCCCGGCCCUUCCCAAACCUCCAUCCUGUUUAACCAUGCGCUGGCUGAGCUGCUUUGGCUGCAGGAACUACAACCAGUCAUGUGGCCUUGACAGCCCCGGCCCCUGCUGCACACUGGAUCACAUCCCACUGGUCAGCAAGUGCGGCACCCUGCCUCCCGAGAGCUGCUUCUUCAGCCUCAUCUGCAGCCUGGGCUCCUUCAUGGACAGGUGCUGUCUCCAUCCUGCAGUGAUCCUGGUGGGGCUGCUGAGGUACGCCCACGUUCUGGAGCACGUUGGGCCAUCGCUCCUCAACACUCUGGGGCUGGCUGCCGGCUGGCUUUGCGCUGCCGGGCUCACCAUGGUGGGCAACUUCCAGGUGGACCACGCCAAGGUGCUGCACUACAUUGGGGCAGGAGUGGCCUUCCCCACCAGCAUGCUGUUCGUCUUCCUGCAGUCCGUCCUCACGUACCGUGCGGCCAAGACCCACGGGCACUACUGGACCGGCCACCUGCGCAGCAUCCUCACCGCUGUGGCCUUCGUCACCCUCAUCUUCAGCGGUGUGUUCUUCAUCCAGGAGAGCUUUGUGCUGCAGCAUGUGGCUGCCCUGUGCGAGUGGGUGUUCAUCAUUGAUGUCCUGGUCUUCUACGGCACCUUCACCUUUGAAUUCGGGGCUAUCUCCACAGACACCUUUCUGGUGCUGCUGAAAGCCAGCCGGGCCCCUAAGAGCCACAAAGGGGAGGACAGCCUGCCUGGCACAGAGGGGCUGCCCAUGCUCUGAGCUCCGUGCCAUGUGUGUCUCCCAACCUAGUGCCUCUGGAUGCAGCGUGUGUGUGCGUGGUGCUCAGUACUUGCCCUCCCACCGGGGGCUGCAGCCCGUGUCCCUGCCCUGAGGCCAGAGCUGCCAGGCAGUAGGACCAGGGAUGCCUCUUCUCAGCUGCCAGACACAAUCAGGGCCCCUCUGCCCAGGUUCUGGUCGAUAGCUUCCCUGGGAUGUCUCUGCCCUUUCCAUGCUCCUUAUCAACCAGCGUGGGAAGCCUUGCAGGGCUGCAGCUUCCCAGGGUCUGGCCAGGGUGAGUGAGUCCUGCGUGGCCCCAGCUGGCCCCUGGGCUCGUGGGAGGGCAGCGAGUGGGUAUGUGUGGACACAGAGCUACGUAUAUGUAUAUAUAUAUGUAUAUAUACACAUACUAUAUAGUUUUCCCUGUCCCUCGAGAGGGGUGGUUGCUGCUGCUGUGCACGUUGAUCAGGUCGUGCUUCCCGACCAGCUCACAAUCGGCCUAGAACCCACCGGUAUGUGUAGUUCAAAGAGGAUUUUUAUAUAUAAUAUAUUAAAAAAAAAAAGUUA